CAUUCACACGAGUGAUUCUCUCCCAGCUGACACCAGGAGUAUUUCAGAUUUCACACUUUUCCAAAAAAAAAAAGCCGGGACCAUGAUGAUCCCCAGCGUCUUCGCGCCUCCUGCCUUCUACCCGGGGCUGUACCGUCCCGCCGCGGCUCUGCCCCUCCACCACACCCUGCCGUCCGCCUUCCAGACCCACUCCAGCUUCCUAGUGGAGGACCUGCUGCGCAUAAGCCACCCGGCCGCCUUCAUUAACCGGACUGUUCCUUCAGCCAGCGCCUCCCUGCCCACUGCCACCACCACCUUGUCCUUCAGCUGCGCGUCCGCGGAACGCGCCUUGGCCGCGGCCGCGCUGACGCGUGAAUCUUGCUCCCCGAAAACGUCGCUGCCGAACAGCAAGGACCCAACUUUUCUCAAGUUUGGAGUGAGCGCCAUCCUCGCACCUUCACCAAAGAGCGUCUCCUCACACCCUACAAUCCACAGCCUGCACUCCAAGACCUUCCCCUUCCCCUGCUUUGACGGGACCUUCCACCCCAUAUUCAGGACGCCUUAUUUACCAGCAUCUGCAUCCGUUGUUCCCAUCCCCGGGACCUUUUCAUGGCCCCUCGCCGCCAGAGGGAAACCCCGGAGAGGGAUGCUGAGGAGGGCGGUGUUCUCCGACGUGCAGCGCAAGGCCUUGGAGAAGAUGUUCCAGAAACAGAAAUACAUCAGCAAGCCCGACAGGAAGAAGCUGGCUUCCAAACUGGGCCUAAAAGACUCACAGGUGAAAAUCUGGUUCCAGAACCGGCGGAUGAAGUGGAGGAACUCCAAGGAACGGGAGCUGCUGUCCUCCGGCGGCUGCCGCGAGCAGACGCUGCCCACCAAAGCCAACCCUCACCCGGACCUGAGCGACGUGGGCAAGAAGUCCUCCGCCGAGGAAGAGGAGGAGGAGGAAGAGGAGUUUGUAAGAGCGAGAGUGAGGUCGGCGGGGUCCAGCGUCUCCUCUCCGUCUUUGUCCAGUAAGCACUCAGACUUCUCAGAGUCAGACGAAGAAGAAAUAACAGUAUCUUAAUUUAUUUAAAUAAAAAAAAAAUAAAAAAGCAAAUAUAGAGAUAUAACCCAUGUUUUUUGUUUUUCUAUGAGACUGUGAUCAGAUUUGUAAGAAACAAACAAACCCAUAAAUGUCAUUGUUCAAAACUUUCACUCGAGCUUGUUGCUUCGUCAGGAUUUGCUUCUGAGAUACAAUUUGCUGUUUUGCACAGCUUUGUUCAAUUGUACAGUAUUUUGUACAAUUUUGUAUGGAAAUUUUAUGCCAAGAAUAUUGUGUUACUUUUGCCUUGACCUUGAAUAGAGUUGUUUAUUGGAAAAAAAUGUAGCUAUUUCGUUAAUAAUUUAUAUGAAUCUGUUUAAUAAGUGUGUUGUAUUAUGUGCUGUAUAUAUGUUUAUUUCACAUUUCUUUUGUACAAACACCAAAUAAAAUUGUA
Molecule: messenger RNA, 1454 nt
Organism: Hippoglossus stenolepis (Pacific halibut)
Lineage: Eukaryota; Metazoa; Chordata; Actinopteri; Pleuronectiformes; Pleuronectidae
Gene: dbx1a
Product: developing brain homeobox 1a
Exons: 4
Coding region: 83-1042 (319 amino acids)
Biological process (GO): cell differentiation in spinal cord; regulation of transcription by RNA polymerase II
Molecular function (GO): DNA binding; DNA-binding transcription factor activity, RNA polymerase II-specific
Source: RefSeq, a predicted model, not a curated record